This is a messenger RNA of Solea solea (common sole), 9866 nucleotides long. It is a transcript of the gene pou2f2a, whose product is annotated as POU class 2 homeobox 2a. Gene Ontology annotation, cellular component: nucleus. The transcript has 16 exons. Gene Ontology annotation, molecular function: DNA-binding transcription factor activity, RNA polymerase II-specific; RNA polymerase II cis-regulatory region sequence-specific DNA binding. Gene Ontology annotation, biological process: regulation of transcription by RNA polymerase II. The record is from RefSeq and is a predicted model, not a curated record. The coding region runs from base 1249 to 3585 and encodes 778 amino acids. Lineage: Eukaryota; Metazoa; Chordata; Actinopteri; Pleuronectiformes; Soleidae.
GUGCGUUCAGGCUGCGCGGUGUCGGAGCGAAACCACCAGGGUUCCCGCAAUAAACAGAGGGGACGCAGAUUUACCCGCACACACACAGUGAGAGAGAAAGAGAGACGAUAGAAAGGAGAGAAAGAGAGCGGCGGAUGUCGGAGCAAAACCAAAGAAAAGACAGUCCAGCGUAAAAAAAGAGAAAAGCUCUCGCUUUCCUUUCCUCCCUCAUCCUUUUCCUGCUUUGCCAUCAUCGCCGUGGACAGGUGCACUUAUUGAUAUGGAUUUAUUCAUUUAUUUAUCCAUUGAUUUUUCUCUAAUUAGUGACCCGCGGUAAAGAAAGAAGGAGCGAAAGAGCGGAGGGGAGGAGAGGGAGGAGCGAAAGUCAGACAGGAGGUGCCUGCGUAGCCUUACACUUUAUUAUUUCAUUAUUUAUACCUUCUUCUUUUUUAUUAUUUAACCAAAUGAUGUUUUUGCGUGUUAUGUUUGCGCCGCAUUGAGUGCGUGUUUUCUCCAGCGGACCAGCCUGCAGCUACUGACCAAAUCUAAACCAGAACCAAAAAUAAAAAAAGAAGAAGCAGAAAGAAGAACUCCAAUUUUUACGCAGUUUUUUCUUCUUCCACGCCGAGGACUCGCCAGUGGAGAGUGUUUGUUUUUAAGACUUUUCAUGAGAGAACAGGAGCAGAUAUAUUUUCAUUCUUCACUCCUAAACCAAAGCGGGCAGAAGAGAGGCGGACAUCAUCAUCAGCGGCAGCAGCAGUAGAGAGGCACUGCGAUCUUUACGCACAGCUGUUCUGGAGCCACUACAUGGAGUCUGAGAGAAGCUGAGAAGAGAAGCACUAGAUUCACAUGGAUGCAGUCAUAUAACUGAUAUCAUCUACUAUCCUGCAGCCACAUGGAUGUCCACUGCUAAAUUUAUUUCUCUUCUCCCAAAGACAGUCGUCGCUGCGCGUCCUGCACAUCUUCUUGUGACCACGCGCGUGUGUGUGUUUGACUCAGUGAAAAGGACCAUAAUAUCCACCUGUAUCCAAAGCUUUAAAUUAUUUUUCCAAAAAACAGAGAUGUGAGUCAGUUCCACGAGAGGAAAAUCAAGCCAAAUACUCGGUCUCUCCUCCCUCUCUCUCUCCAAACCUUCCCUGCGUCUCCACACACCUGGGAAACAAACGCGAAGAAAGCCAGAAGAACCACGGAUGAGAGAGGAAGAAAAGUGAGACUAAAAUAAAAGAAGAAAACCAAAAAAACCGACGACCCCCAGGUCGACAGAGGACCAUGUUUGUCCCCCUGCCGGUCCCCUUCGUCUUUCAGAGAACAGCGUCCGACUUCAGCGCCUGGAGACUCAAGUCCUCGCUGGCUCCGCGGUCCAGCCCCGAUAUCAGGAUGUCUAAAGCAGCAGAGGAGGAGAAGCCUGGGGCUGAUUAUCCAGGGGACAGUUCAGACUCGGAUAGAAACAGCCCUGAUGGCCAGGUCCAGCCAAUGAAAACCGGCCCCUUUAGCCUCUCUCCAACACCGGCUGGCAGCAAGGUAAAACAUGAGGAGAGCUCUGAGAUGACCCACAUCACUGUUCCUCCUCCUGCUAUUCCCUCCCAACAACAACAACAACAACAACAACAGCAACAACAACAGCAGCAGCAGCAGCAGCAGCAACAACUACAACAGCAACAACAGCAGCAGCAGCAACAACAGCAGCACCAUCAUACACAGCUAAUGCUGGCUGGCAGUCAGCUGGCAGGGCUUGCCGCUCUCCUCCCAGCCCAGCAGCAGCUGCUCCUCCAACAGGCUCAGGCUCAGCUCCUGGCAGCCGCUGUUCAGCAGUCCAAUGCGGCCCACGCUGCUCAUGCUGCGCAUGCCGCCGCGCAGCAACAAGCCAACCAGCAGCAGCAGAACCAGUCGCAGUCACAGCAGCAGCAGCCAAUCAAGCAGGAGCAAACCGUCCAGGCUCCACAGCUGGCUCUGUCACAGCCAAUCCAGCUCACAGCACAGGACAUCCAGCAGCUGUUGCAGCUCCAGCAGCUGGUUUUGAUGCCUGGCCAUGCUCUCCAGUCUCCGGCCCAGUUCCUCCUGUCUCAGCCUGCACAGGCACAGCAGCAACAGCAGGGUUUGCUUUCGACACCAAAUCUGAUCCAGCUACCUCAGCAAAACCCUGCAGGACUUCUGACAACACCACCUCGCCUGAGUCUCCAAGCACAGAGAGAGAAGAGCAGUGAUGUUGUGAUGGCUAGAAGCAGCAACAGCAGCAGCGGCGGCGGUGCUUCUGUGGUUGUGACCGGCAGCAGCGGCGUUGGUGUGGUGACAUCUGUGGGAGGCACAUCUGCAUCUGGCAGCACCAUGGCCUCCUCGCUGAGCUCCGGCUUGACCCCCGGAGGCCUUGGAGGGCACCUGGGGGAAGAGCCCAGCGACCUGGAGGAGCUGGAGCAGUUUGCCCGCACCUUCAAACAGCGACGCAUCAAGCUGGGGUUCACACAGGGAGAUGUCGGUGUUGCUAUGGGAAAACUGUACGGCAACGAUUUCAGCCAGACCACCAUCUCCCGCUUUGAAGCGCUCAACCUGAGCUUUAAGAACAUGUGCAAGCUGAAGCCUCUGCUGGAGAAGUGGCUGAGUGACGCAGAAACUAUGGCAGUGGACAGCAUGCUGCCCAGUCCCUCCUCCAUCUCCUCCCCUCUACACGGACUGGAGGGUUUGCCCGGCCGACGCAGGAAGAAACGCACCAGCAUCGAGACCAACGUGCGAGUGGCCCUGGAGCGCAACUUCAGCACGAACCAGAAGCCUACCUCUGAAGAGAUCCUUCUGAUGGCGGAGCAGCUCAACAUGGAGAAGGAGGUGAUCCGCGUUUGGUUCUGCAACCGCCGGCAGAAAGAGAAACGCAUCAACCCCUCCUGCAGCACCACCCCUCCUCUGCCCAGCCAGACUUCACCCAUUGUGACGCACAAAACCUCCUGCUACAGCCCGCACAUGAUAUCGAGUCAGGGUCUGUCCCAGGUCACCACCAGCCUCAGCACAACAGCUGCCAGCUCAUCACCCACAGCAUCGUGCCCCAUGACACCUGUCAGCUCGGCUGCAGUCGGCUCCACCUCUUCUUCUGUGACCCCGCCUCCUCAUAGCACAGCCAGCCCCGCCCCUGCCAGCCUCGGGGUCCACGGGCUCAACACUGGGAACACAAUGAUGGGAGUAAGCACAGGGAUGAACCAGGCUCUCAUUGGCAGCAAUCCCCUGGCUACAAUGCAAGCUCUGGCAGCCAGCAGCGGUCAUCAGCUGUCCCUCUCCAGCCUGGAGGCAGGAGCAGGUCACAUGCUUCUGGGUGGACAUGGCGGUCCUGCUGUCGCCGCCUCCCUCCGCCCUUCCCUCUUCCUCAACCGCCCCACUCUCCUCCCCAUGGUGACCGGCUCCAUGGCAACCGCCUCCACGGCCACCAUGGGACUGGUCAGCAGCAGCAGCGGUGGUCUUGGCGGCACCAGGCUCUCCUUCUCCCAGUCUCCGCCCGCCGGUGCCAGCGUUGACCUCAUGAGCCCGACCUCUUGCCCCGAGGAGUCUCCGUGUUCGAGUCCCGCCUCUUUCUGUUCCUUCAGCGAAGCCUCGCCGCCGCCACUGGGUGGAGCCAUGGCCGAGUGAUUCCUGACUGACAGCCAAAGUAUCCUAUCAGAAGAGGAGGACAGGGAGGAGCAAAGAGGGCGUUAAAGGAGCUUUAAAAAUCUAAAUUUACAAACUCGCCUUUCAACCAAAGCCAUCUCUCUGUCUGAUCCAUCUGUGAUUUCCUCUCUCUCUCCCCGCUGACGUCCUCCGAAGCCAAAAAUAUACACAGAUGAACGCGGGGAGCAACGAGAGAGAGAGAGGAUGGAGAGAAUAGAGAGAACUGCAGAAUGGAGGGGAGAAAUCUGAAACCAAAUAAUGAUCUACAGCUGGAGACGUGGCACUGAGGAGUGUUGUGUUUUUUUGUUUUGUUUUUUUUUGGCAUCAGGAGGAAACGAACACCACGCCUUUUUACGGCUGGAGAAGAAGAAUAAAAAAAAAACUCGGAUGAGGGCAGGGAUGAGACCUGGAACUGUGUGUGCAAGAUGGGAGGCAAAAAAAAAAACAGAAAAGGAAAAGACUUGUUUAACAAGCGCAGAGGGUCAGGAAGUUGGCUGCAACCAAAUUUUUAAAGAGAAAGAAAGAAAAGAUGCUCGAGGAGAAACACACACCUACAAAGAUGAAAACCAAAAUCUCCAAAUACCAAAAACUGAAAACCAAAAAAAGACAAAAAAAAAACAAUAAACGGAGAGAAAAGCUUUAGUUCAAAAAGACUUUUACAUUCUGAUCUGUCCAGGGUCAGUUCACCACUUCAUACUACGUCAUGCCAAACAUUCUCCAUUUCACUCAGGAUUUCUUUUUUGUUUUUUUGUCUUAUUUUCUUUUAGCAAAUAGUUUAGUGUUUCACAGCUGAUCACACAUGCAGGGUAAAUACCUACCUCUCUCUAAACAGCUUUACCACCAUAAGCCUACCUGUCAUGACAACACUGUGUUCGCUUUAUUCAGCCUGGAGUAGCAGACGGGUGGAGUUUACCACUAUAAUCAAUAUAAUGUCAGGUUAAGAUGCCGAUCCUCACGUACUUGUCGUAUAAAUAUAACUUUACAAAGCUUUACCAUGUAUGCCUCAGAUCUGUGGUAUUCAUUCAUUCAAAUUAUGUGGCAGAAUCCACUCGUCCGGCACAUACACAGGUUAAAAUCAACUAUACACGUGGGAAAAAUCUGAUUUUGAUCGUAUUUUUUAAGUUAAAACUGGUCAAAUUAGUUUUGUGUGAAGCUGUUUUUGUAUUUCACCACCAUUUUUUUAAUUUCUUAACACUUGCACAGUAUUUAUACUGUCGACAAAGAGGAAAAACACCCCGCACACACACAGAUGUGGGGGCUUUUCAGUAUUAUUUGCCUUUCUUUUAUUUAUUAUCACCCCAUACCAUUGUCAUGUCAUUUUCCAGACCGCUCAUCUACCACCAGACAGUCACUCUUGGAUACCAAAGCAUCGCCUCUGGCAGCGUUGUCUCUGGAUUUGCCCGGGAGACGAGUGUCCAGACAAAACCUCAGCAGUGUCAAAGGGAGAAGGAAAUACACACAUAUAUACACACACACACUCACACACACACACACUACAGGCAUAAGAAAGACUCCAAACCAAAAAAAAGAACAAAAGAAAGAGGUGAAGCACUGGCGUUCCCCUUACUGCCCCCAAACCCCUGCCCUCCAUCCCUCCCUCCCAUCUGCCCCCAUCCUUUGUCUCCAAAGAUCACAUGAAAGGGCCAAAAUGGUAGAAGAAGAAGAAGAGGAGAAGGAGAAGUGGUCAGGAGCAGAGGAACCAAAGGUUUAAAAAGCUGCAGGGGAAAGAAAGAAGAAGAAAAAAAAAGGAGGAGGAGCAGGAGGAGGUAAAAACCAAAAAGUAACCCAAAAACCAAAAGCUACUACUACUGCUAUGUAUGAGUGACUGAACUGUAACUAAACCAAAUACAAACAAAGAAGGGGAGAAGAGGAGGGAGUAAGGCCGUGUCUGUCCGUUUGUCUUUAACUGUGAUUGCCGUUCUCGUAUCGACAGACAGAAAUCGUUCCCUCCCUCCCUCUGCCGCCCACCUCGGCUUUGUUCUCACUUUCUUUUCUUUCUUUUACCUGGAUGGAUAAAAAUAUGGAAUAACCUCAACGAAAACUGACUUUGAGAGUAUAUAUAUUUUUGUUUUUGCUUUCCAUAGUGUGUCUGUUAACGAUGUAUGGAUUUGUCUCAUUGCUUUCUACUUAUUAAGCGGCGGGCGGGAAAGAGGGAGGCGGGUGGCGGGGGCCGGGGUAACGGGUUGCCUAUUUUCAUAUCUUCUUGUCUCUUCGGUUGUGCUCUGGGUUUUUAUUCCACUUCAGUUAAGUUCGGACAUAAAUGUGAAAAUGUAGCUUCCAAGAUUUAAAAAUAAUAAUAAUCCAGAGUGUUGUGUGAAAAAGCCAAAACUGAAAACCAAAACCAAAACCUUUUAGACCGUAUGACCAAAUAGAACAACCAAACCAAUGCACAAAGAUGUAGGAGUGUGUGUGAGUGUGUGUGAAUGUGUGUGUGUAUGUUUACAUACCGUAUAUGUAUCAGAGCGUGUGAUUGUGUCAGUGUAAAGAUAAUUCUUACAAACCAAAUAACAAACCAAACCAUAACAAAAUGACACACUCUGUCAGUCGAUCUGCUUGUUUUUUUUUUACACAGUUCAGAUAUAAACGCUGGUCAUUUUCAGCCUGGACCUGUUUUUAACACAGUUAUCACAAAUUUACUGAAGAAAUGUCAGAAACAAAAUCUACAGCUAAAUAUUAUCUGACAACACAUUACAUAUGAAAUUAGUUCCUCAAAGGAGUACGAGCAAAUAAGCAUUUCUAAUGUGUGUUUCAUUCUAAACAGUGCAGUACUGACGACUAUUGACUAAUUUACUCUUUUUCUCUGCCAAUUAAUGGCCUCCAUGCACUGGAUGUUCACCAUUAUGCAUGUGCACAAUAUAAACAGACAGGAAAAUAAAUCUUAUUUACUGGUCAAAAAACUUUAAAAAGAAAUCAACAUCCAUGGGAUUUGUAAGGCAAGUUCCAAGUUGAUAUCCUCACAGUAAAUAUGUUCAGAAAGAAAUAAAAACCAGUAGCUGCACAGUUAAUUUAAAAUAUAACUAUUAUUUAACAGCUGAUCACCAGCAAAUCAUGUUUGCUGUGGUACAAACUCACUUCCACAGACCAAACCACUUUAAAACAAGUUUUAAAACAAGUUUCAAAGUGGCUUAUGUGACAAACACUGAUGUGAGGGGAAAAAACAGGCCCAGGUGGAAACCAGACAGGAUUACACUGCAAUAUACACGGACACAGGUGCUGAAGGCAACCAGUGAUGAAGAUGAUAUGGGGAGGGGGGAGCAGAUCAGGUCUGAGACGGAUUAAAGCCUGUUAACGUAAACUUUUAGAGGGAAUGUAUCCAUUAGUUCUGAUAGGUUUUUUGUAGGGGAAAAUAAUAUACAGUAUGUUAAACUGCUCUUACAUGUUGCUGAUGUAUAAAGAGGCUGGGACUAUUAUCCUCGAUGAUGAUGAUGAUGAUAACGACCGAAGACGGUGACUUGAUUUAAGAACCAAAAGCUUUAAACUCUUUUAUCUCUCACAGGCUCUUUGUUGGUUAAAAAAAAAAAAAAAAAAGGUAUUUGUAUUUAUUGUAUACGGGAGGUGUGUGUGCUUUUUCGGGGGAUGGGGAAAAAAAGUGGGUCCGUUUGUAUUUUAUGAACUUCUUUGUCCCUCAUGUUGUUUGUUUUAUUUAUUGAUCCCUUAUUUAUGUAUUUAUUGGAUGAUUCUAUUUAAGUCUUUCUUUGUAAUAGUUUUUUCAGGGGGGGAGGGGGGUUGUUGUGAGGCUUGUGUCCGCAGAGAGGGGUGUUCUUGAGAUCGAGACGAGAAGAGAAGACGCCAAACGAAUGUUUUCAAAGCAAAACCAAACCAUAAGACUGUUGUAAGCAGAGUCCUGGCAGGGAAACUGUGACGGGGGAAAAAUGUUGCUUGUAAAUUAACUCUGUGGGGGGGGGGGGAACACACAGAAUUUGGAGAAUGUUCUAAGGAUUUACAAUAUUCGGUCAAUGGCGUUUACUUUUCCACAGGUUUUUAUUUUGUAGCAGGGAUUUCCCAAGGUGCUAGUUGAACUGGCUAGCUCUUCAUUAGCACAAAGUUAGCUAGGCAUGUCAGUUUAGUGUCGACUAAAUUACUCAUUUAAACAUUGUUAAAUUAAAACACACUGAACCACACAAUAUCUUUCACAUGGAGGUUAGCUGUUAAUAUUUCCACCUGCUAACUGACAGUUUAAUUGGAAUUUAAAGAAUACGCUCUUAAUGUUGCUUUACUUUAUGUUAUGUCAUGCUAACGACUAGCUAAACACGACUAGCUAAGUGGCGUUAACGUUCAACCAGAUUUCUUUUUAAACUGCGUGAAUACAACUAAUUACAACAGAUAUACAUAUAGCCUUUUAAAAGCAUUUGUUUUCACUUGUUUUUACAGUCUCACUGUGAUGUCAUAGGCUACCACUGUAAUUUUGGUGCCAGUACAGAGCAAAUUGGCAUAUUAUGAAAAUAUUUCAUGUCUAAAACUACCUAAAAAAAUGGAAAAGCAGUAAGAAAUAACUUAAUGACACAUAUUAGCACAUUUAUUUAGCUGCUGCUGCAGCCCCGUACAGGUGGAUUAUAUUCAUAGCCUCAGGACAUUUAUGUAGCAUGUGUCACCUGAAAGUAAACUUAACUGACUGAAAUAUUAGCUGUCUAACCCUGUUCAGUUUCACACGCUCAAACUGGUAAGUGGUUAAAGUGAUUCUUCUUUCCCCCCCGUGCUUUAGUUUACAAAGCAACAUUUGUGCGUGAACGUCCUCACGUCACCUCCUCUGCUCUCUAAAAAGCUUUCUUAUUCCCUCUGUUCCACUUCAGGACGAGGCUUUUAACUCAUACCUCUGAUACUAACUGAUAAAAAACCAAAUAGAUAUUCAAGCUUUAAUGAUUUAAAAAUAAUAAAAAAAAUAAAAAUAAAAAAAAGAUGAUGUGACAUGUUUGAACUCAGGAGUGGGGGGUGUAAAACUGGCCCUAGCAAGUUAGUUUAACGAUGGAAAAACAAAGAUUUUCACAAACUAGUCUUUCUUACCGGCUUAAACCUAAAGAAUACACCACCGCGUCUUCUCCUGUUUGCUGUUUGGAGUUCAGGACGGUGUUGUAGAGACGAGGGUGUGUGUUUAUUCAUCACUGCUGUCAGAGGAAACUGUUUAAAACCCAGGUUUUUGUGGGGGGUUUUAAACUAAAAAAAAAACAUGCAUGGAUGUCAAACUUAAGAAAAAUAGCCACUUAUAUUCUACAGAGUUGUGGGUUAUUUUGGCUCUGACAGCAGUGCAGCUCUGACGUUACGUGUGUGUGAAGUCAGAUUCGUCUGUGGUGGACAGAGAAUGAUACCAAAGUUAACACUACCACAGUGAAACACAACACGACACACACUCUAGACAGACACACACACACACACACUCUCACGGUGGUUUCAUGUGUAUAUAAACAUUCAGGAUCCUCAUUAGGGACUGUAACUGAUGAAAUAAAGGAUAUCCAGCGCCUGACAUUAGUAUUAAAAUACUGUCAGAUUAUAAAAGCACUUCAGGCCUUGAAAGUUUUUUUGUUUUUUGUUUUUUUUUAACUGUAGUUCUACUGUGGCUGUGAAUGUUAAUUUUACUUCUCUGCUCAACCUUUCCAAGUCACCAUUAAGACAUAAAAUCCUUUUUUUGGCUUCGAGAACACAAAAUGUAAAACCUUACAACAGAGAGUAGGAGGGAAACAAAAAAAAGAGAGAAUACCUUCAGUCGUUAUUGUUUGCCCCAUAUUGUUUUUUAAUUUAUUUACUAGAAAUUUAAAAGAAAAAAGACGACUUAUCAUUUCUAUUUUUUCUACAAUGCAGCUUAAAUCCAAAGGUUAAGAGGACAGCAAAGAUAAAUUUUACUGCUAAAGAAAAAAGAACCUCAAUAGUGAAAACCAAAGAGUUCCACUGUAUCUUCUCACCUUGAUUAUUAUGUUUUAUUUUAUCCGCAUUGUAUGACUCCCACAUUUUUACGAUGGCCCCGAAAGUGUUCUUUUACAUAGCCUAAUGAUAACGAUGGUGGUGGACAUAAGUAAUGAAGCAAACACUGCUCUGUAAGCUUUAGUAUCUGUUGUUUUUGGGUCAUUUCUGUUUUGAAGUAUGCCUACAUGAAUAUGCUGUUUUUUGACCUCGAGGCUCUCUCUGUCUAAGUUGAUUCUGUUGAAAACGUUUGGGUUUGAAACUGUUCUCUACUGUCCCUUAACUCAUCGCUAUCUGUGUGCCUGUUGUUUUGGGGGCCAGGGAAACGGGGACAAAACAAACCUGUAAGUGUUAGGAAUAAAGUGCGAAUU